UUGCCUGAUUGGUGUCCCUUUAAUACAAGAAAAUGGAAACUGAACAGCCAGAGGAAACCUUUCCCAACACCGAAACCAAUGGCAAAUUUGGUAAACGCCCUGCUGAAGAUAUGGAAGAGGAACAAGCUUUUAAAAGAUCUAGAAACACAGAUGAGAUGGUUGAAUUACGCAUUCUGCUUCAGAGCAAGAAUGCUGGGGCAGUGAUUGGAAAAGGCGGCAAGAAUAUUAAGGCUCUCCGUACAGACUACAAUGCCAGUGUUUCAGUCCCAGACAGCAGUGGCCCCGAGCGCAUAUUGAGUAUCAGUGCUGAUAUUGAAACAAUUGGAGAAAUUCUGAAGAAAAUCAUCCCUACCUUGGAAGAGGGCCUGCAGUUGCCAUCACCCACUGCAACCAGCCAGCUCCGGCUCAAAUCUGAUGCUGUGGAAUGCUUAAAUUACCAACACUAUAAAGGAAGCGACUUUGACUGCGAGUUGAGACUGUUGAUUCAUCAGAGUCUGGCAGGAGGAAUUAUUGGGGUCAAAGGUGCUAAAAUCAAAGAACUUCGAGAGAACACUCAGACAACAAUCAAGCUUUUCCAAGAAUGUUGUCCUCAAUCCACUGACAGAGUCGUUCUUAUUGGAGGAAAACCUGAUAGGGUUGUAGAGUGCAUAAAGAUCAUCCUUGAUCUUAUAUCAGAGUCUCCCAUUAAAGGACGUGCUCAACCUUAUGAUCCCAAUUUUUACGAUGAAACCUAUGAUUAUGGUGGUUUUACAAUGAUGUUUGAUGACCGCCAUGGACGUCCUGUGGGAUUUCCCAUGCGGGGAAGAGGUGGUUUUGACAGAAUGCCUCCUGGUCGGGGUGGGCGUCCCAUGCCUCCAUCCAGAAGAGAUUAUGAUGAUAUGAGCCCUCGUCGAGGACCUCCUUCACCUCCUCCCGGACGAGGUGGCCGGGGUGGUAGCAGAGCUCGGAAUCUUCCUCUUCCUCCACCACCACCUAGAGGGGGAGAUCUAAUGGCCUAUGACAGAAGAGGAAGACCUGGAGACCGUUAUGAUGGCAUGGUUGGUUUCAGUGCUGAUGAAACCUGGGACUCUGCAAUAGAUACAUGGAGCCCAUCAGGGUGGCAGAUGGCUUAUGAACCACAGGGUGGCUCUGGAUAUGAUUAUUCCUAUUCAGGGGGUCGUGGCUCAUAUGGUGAUCUUGGUGGACCUAUUAUUACUACACAAGUAACUAUUCCGAAAGAUCUGGCUGGAUCUAUUAUUGGCAAAGGUGGUCAGCGGAUUAAACAAAUCCGUCAUGAGUCAGGAGCGUCGAUCAAAAUUGAUGAGCCUUUAGAAGGGUCCGAAGACCAGAUCAUUACCAUUAUAGGAACACAGGACCAGAUACAAAAUGCACAGUACUUGCUGCAGAACAGUGUGAAGCAGUAUGCAGAUGUUGAAGGAUUCUAAUGCAAGAUAUUCUUUUUUAUAGUGUGAAGCAGUAUUCUGGAAAGUUUUUCUAAGACUAGUGAAGAACUGAAGGAGUCCUGCAUCAUUUUUUUUUAUUUGCUUCUGUUUAAAAAGCCAACAUUCCUCUGCUUCAUAGGUGUUCUGCAUUUGAGGUGUAGUGAAAUCUUUGCUGUUCACCAGAUGUAAUGUUUUAGUUCCUUACAAACAGGGGUGGGGGGUGGGGGAGGGUGUGCAAAAACUAACAUUGAAAUUUUGAAACAGCAGCAGAGUGAGUAAAUUUUAAUUUUUGUUCAUUGUUGGUGGUUUAAAAAAAAAUCCCCCCAUGUAAUUAUUGUGAACACUUUACUUUGUGAUCACUGUAACAUUUGGGGGGGGUGGGACAGGGAGGGAAAGUAACAAUAGUCCAUAUGUCCCUGGCAUCUAUUCAGAGCAGUGUGCAGAAUGUAAUGCUCUUUUGUAAGAAAUGUUUUAUGAUUUUUUAAAUAAAUUUAGUGAACCUAUUUUUGGUGGUCAUUUUUUUUAAGACGGUCAUUUUUCAAAUGGCUGAAUUCCCCCCAACCUGCCCCCAAACUAAACACUAAGUUUAAUUUUCAGUCCUCUGUUGGAUAUAAAUAAAUGCAUCUCGGACUUAGGCAAAGUAUCUUGACACAUUCAGUUCUGGUGAUUUCUUAAGUGAUUUGAAAGUCCAUUGCUUGGGAGGAAAUUCCACCACACAUUCAUGCUUAUAAUAAGCUGGGGAUUUUUGUUUGUUUUUGCAAAUGCUUGCCCCUACUUUGCAACGAUUUUCUGUUUGUAAUUGUGAAGAACCAAGGUGGGGAGCAAUACAACAGAUGGAGUAGUUGGUAUAAGUAUAUACCAAAAACCUAAUGGCAGAAAGUUUUAUUAAUCAGAAUAAUACUUGGUUAUGGAAGUGACUGAUGCUAAAUAAAUUCUGAUUAUUUUUUAUUAGAUAAUUUCUCACCUAUAGACUUAAAUUGUCAGCUUGGUAGUGUCUAUUAGUUAAACUUUGUAAAAUAUAUAUAUAUAUAUUCUUGUUUUUCCAUUGUAUGCAAAUUGAAAGAAAAAGAUGUACCAUUUCUCUGUUGUAUGUUGGAUUAUGUAGGAAAUGUUUGUGAACAAUUCAAAAAAAGAUGAAAAAAGUUCCUGUGGAUGUUUUGUGUAGUAUCUUGGCAUUUGUAUUGAUAGUUAAAAGUUCACUUCCAAAAUAAAACUCCCAAAAU
Lagenorhynchus albirostris (white-beaked dolphin) is the source of this 2644-nucleotide messenger RNA. RefSeq names its product heterogeneous nuclear ribonucleoprotein K-like. The record is from RefSeq and is a predicted model, not a curated record. Lineage: Eukaryota; Metazoa; Chordata; Mammalia; Artiodactyla; Delphinidae. Gene Ontology annotation, cellular component: nucleus; cytoplasm. The transcript has a single exon. Bases 33 to 1424 code for a protein of 463 amino acids. Gene Ontology annotation, biological process: regulation of transcription by RNA polymerase II; regulation of mRNA splicing, via spliceosome. Gene Ontology annotation, molecular function: mRNA binding.